Molecule: messenger RNA, 2106 nt
Organism: Lolium perenne
Lineage: Eukaryota; Viridiplantae; Streptophyta; Magnoliopsida; Poales; Poaceae
Source: RefSeq, a predicted model, not a curated record
AUGGAUCUCAAAUCACAAUCAGAUGAUGAAGAUGAAAACAGAGAGGCACAGUCAGAUGAUGACGCUGGUUCAGACUUUGCAUUGCAAGACUCUGAUUAUGAUCUCAGUGAUGAUGAUGAUCUUUAUGAAGACAAUGUGGAUGAUGAUGAAGGAAAGGUGAAGAAGACACAAGUUAAAGAAAAUGUCAAAGUGGAAGGUGAUGGUGAUUCAGAAGAAGAAGACCUGUGGGCUCCUGAUUCAGAUGAUGACAAGGUUGAAAUGAAGCUCAAGACUUUCAGAAAGGAGGAUCUAAGCAAUGUGUCACUCCAUGUUGGCCUGAAAUUUGCUGAUGGUGCCAUGGUUAGAGCUGCUAUCAGGGAAUACAGCUGUCAAAACAGGAGACAAAUCAUUCUGCCAAUCAAUGACAGGACAAGGAUAAAUGGAAAGUGCAGAGGCAGUGAUACAUACUCAUGGAAUAUCUGGUUUAGCUAUGAUAAUAGGACAAAAUGUUGGAUGGCAAAGACUUAUGAAUCAAGGCAUAGUUGUAGGAAGAAGUGGAAUGUUAGGGCCUUCACUGCAGAUUUCAUAGCAAGAAAGUUCAUGGAGUCAUUCAAGGCUGACCAGGACAUGAACCUAAAGAAUUUUCAGAGACUUGUUCAAAAGGAUUGGAAUAUGACUCCUAGCAGCAGUAAGUUGAGAAGAGCAAGGAGGAUAGCAAUGAGAAGGAUCUAUGGGGAUGAAGAAGCACAGUACAGCAUGCUUUGGGAUUUUGGCAAUGAACUUAGGACAACCAACCCUGGCAGCUCAUUCUACUUGGCCCUUGAUGAAAAUGCAAGAUUCAGAAGGUGUUACAUGAGCUUGCAAGCAUCAAAGGUUGGAUUUCUUGAAGGCUGCAUGCCCAUUAUAUUCCUGGAUGACACUCAUAUAAAAACAAGGUAUAUAGGGCAACUCUUAUGUGCAGUAGGCAUAGAUCCCAAUGACUGCAUCCUGCCUAUUGCUAUUGCUGCUGUGGAAGUUGAAGAUACUGAAAACUGGACAUGGUUCCUGGAGACAUUGAAAAAGGAUCUGGACAUUGUGAACACAACUCCUUGGACAGUCAUGUCUGACAAGCAAAAGGGUCUGAUAGCUGCAGUGAGGGAUCAGUUUCCAGAUUCAGAACACAGGUUCUGUGUUAGACACUUGUGGCAGAAUUUUCAGGUACAUUUCAAAGGUGAUGCACUCAAGAACCAAUUGUGGGUUAUUGCUAGAAGUGCAACUGUUGUCAAGUAUGAGAAGAACAUGGAGCAGAUGAAGGCAUUGAACCCAAAUGCACAUGCAUGGCUGGAUAAUUUGGACCCAAAGACAUGGGUUAGGGCAUUCCAAAGUGAUCUUGCUAAGUGUGACAUCUUGUUGAAUAACAACUGUGAGGUCUUCAACAAGUAUAUUCUAGAUGCUAGAGAGCUACCAGUACUUGCAAUGUUUACUAGGAUUAAAGAUCAGAUUAUGACAAGAAAUUACACAAAAAGAAGAGAGGCCAACACUUGGACAGGUCCAUUAUGCCCUAAAAUCCAGAAGAAACUUGACAAACACAUAGAGUGGUCAAACAACAGUUUCAUAGAUGGUUCAGGUGAUGGUCUAUUCAAGGGUCAGCUGGCAGAACAGCUGCAGGCCAUGAGGCAGCAGAAGGACAGAGAGCUUGAGGAGAAGAGGACUGCCAUCUUAGAAGCCAGGUAUACAGAGAGAUUGAGGAGAGCUGAUGAGAAAGCUAAGAAGCAAGAGGAGGAGAAGAAGAGAAAGGAAGAGCUAGCCAAAGUCAGAGCACAAGAAGCAGCUCAGAAGAGGGAGAAGAAGAGGUAUGAUAUGGAGCUAAACAAGAAAGCUAGAGCUAUUACAAGGAAGAUUGUGAAAGACACCAAGAAGGAGCUUGCUCAAGAAAAGAAGGAGGCUGAGAAGAAAAGGAAGAAAGAAGCUGAAGAAGCAAAGAAGGCAGAGAAGCAAAGAGUUGCAGAGGAGAAUGCUGCAAAAAGAGCAAAAUAUUCUGAACAGCUAAGAAACUCAGAAGUGAUCACUGAUUUGGGUGAUGGAUCUGGAGUAGUCCAAGUGCCAGUCAAGAGGGUGAACAUGUUCGAUGAGUUUAGGCCAAAGUAG